Molecule: messenger RNA, 1647 nt
Organism: Megalobrama amblycephala (Wuchang bream)
Lineage: Eukaryota; Metazoa; Chordata; Actinopteri; Cypriniformes; Xenocyprididae
Gene: prmt8b
Product: protein arginine methyltransferase 8b
Exons: 10
Coding region: 187-1416 (409 amino acids)
Biological process (GO): peptidyl-arginine methylation
Cellular component (GO): plasma membrane
Molecular function (GO): protein-arginine N-methyltransferase activity
Source: RefSeq, a predicted model, not a curated record
ACCUAUUCCCUAUUAGUUUCCUUUUAGGCAUUUAUUGUUUAUUUACCACAGCUGUGCAAAUUAACAAAUUGGUCGUUUUAAAUCGCAAACCGAGUAUUGCUCACUGCAGUACGUUUUAAAACUUUUGUAGGACAUUUAGUGACAACACUUGCCCUUAUCUAGUUAAUCCGGAUCCCGUUGGCUCGCAUGGGACUGAGGCACUCAUCGCGGUGCCUGCUCCUGCGGAGAAAGAUGGCGGAUGCGGAGAGCUCGGAGCAGCGCCAGAAGCAGCAGCAUAUUUCCAGUGUGCCCUCGUCCCAGUCUUUGCAACCUUCUCCGCUACCAAAGCCAGUGACUUCGGUUCAUCAUGUUGCACACCCCCCACACACACCACACGUCUCUGCACUGUCUGCUUGUCCGGGACGAGGCAAGAUGGCCAAGCUACUCAACCCGGAGGAGAUGACAUCACGGGACUACUAUUUUGACUCCUAUGCCCACUUUGGAAUUCAUGAGGAAAUGCUAAAGGAUGAGGUGAGGACGCUGACUUAUAGGAACUCCAUGUACCACAAUAAACACAUCUUUAAGGAUAAGAUUGUUCUUGAUGUGGGCAGCGGAACCGGAAUCCUCUCCAUGUUUGCUGCUAAGGCAGGAGCCAAGCAUGUGUACGGGAUUGAAUGUUCCAGUAUAUCAGAGUAUUCCGAAAAAAUCAUCAAAUCAAAUCACCUGGACAAUGUUAUUACCAUCAUUAAAGGGAAGGUGGAGGAGACUGAACUGCCCGUGGAUCAGGUGGACAUCAUCAUUUCAGAGUGGAUGGGCUACUGUCUUUUCUAUGAGUCUAUGCUCAAUACUGUCAUCUACGCCAGGGACAAAUGGCUGAAACCUGGCGGUUUCAUGUUUCCAGACAGAGCGACAUUGUAUGUGGUCGCCAUUGAGGAUCGACAAUACAAAGACUUCAAAAUCCACUGGUGGGAGAACGUCUAUGGUUUUGACAUGACGUGCAUUCGGAACGUCGCUAUGAUGGAGCCCCUGGUGGACAUAGUAGAUCCUAAACAAGUCGUGACCAACUCCUGCCUCAUUAAGGAGGUGGACAUCUACACGGUGAAGCCAGAGGACCUGACGUUCACCUCAGCCUUCUGCCUGCAGAUUCAGAGGAAUGACUAUGUUCACGCUCUCGUCACGUACUUCAACAUCGAGUUCACCAAGUGUCACAAAAAGACGGGCUUUUCUACAGCCCCUGACGCUCCCAGCACUCACUGGAAGCAGACGGUGUUUUAUCUGGAGGAUUAUUUAACGGUGCGGAGAGGAGAGGAAAUCCUGGGCAGCAUCACCGUGAAGCCCAACGAGAAUAAUGAGCGUGACUUGGACUUCACCUUUGAGCUGGAUUUCAAAGGGCAGCUCUGCGACGCAGCCAUCUCCCAUGACUACAAGAUGCGGUAAAACUCAAGCAACAUCUCGAGUCGGGGCACCGUUUCCCAGGGAGAUUCGGCGGAGAGAUGGACUGUGUCUCUCCUCUGCCUCUGUCUGGAUAAGAGAGGCUGCCGAACUGCAGGACCCUUCUAUGAUGUCAUCAGUGAAAGUCCAGCACUACAAGCAAUAGUGUCAUCGCGUGUCACGUUCUUAAAUGCACAUAAAGAAUAGACUGUGAAAACAUCACUCUGAAUGUUACUG